AGGGGCGUGGCGGAGGCGGCGCGGCGGACAGAGGCGCCAUGUCGCGGCGGCGGUGGCGGGGCCCGCAGAGCGCUGAGGGCAGCGGCCGCGGUGCCGACAUGGGGAAGAUGGCGGCGGGCGGCGGCGGCGGCUCCGGCCGCUACUACGGCGAUGGCGGCCGAGCUCCCAAGCGCCAGAAGACCGAGAACGCGGAGCCGCCGCCGCACGGGCCUGGCGGGCCGGGGGGGGCUGGCGGAGGGCCCGGCGCCGCUGGAGCGGAGAACUACGAUGACCCCCACAAGACCCCGGCGUCCCCGGUGGUGCACAUCAGGGGCCUGAUCGACGGCGUCGUGGAGGCUGAUCUGGUGGAGGCCCUACAGGAGUUCGGGCCCAUCAGCUACGUGGUGGUGAUGCCCAAGAAGAGACAAGCCCUGGUGGAGUUUGAGGACAUUCUUGGCGCUUGCAAUGCUGUCAACUACGCUGCCGACAACCAGAUCUACAUUGCCGGGCACCCAGCCUUUGUCAACUACUCCACCAGCCAGAAGAUCUCCCGCCCCGGAGACACGGAUGAUUCUCGGGGUGUCAACAAUGUGCUGCUCUUCACCAUCCUCAACCCCAUCUACUCCAUCACGACGGACGUGCUCUACACCAUCUGUAACCCCUGUGGUCCUGUGCAGAGAAUUGUUAUCUUCAGAAAAAACGGUGUCCAGGCCAUGGUGGAGUUUGACUCGGUGCAGAGCGCCCAACGCGCCAAAGCGUCCCUCAACGGCGCCGACAUCUACUCGGGGUGUUGUACCCUGAAAAUCGAGUAUGCCAAGCCCACGCGCCUCAACGUGUUCAAGAAUGACCAAGACACCUGGGACUACACCAACCCCAACCUCAGCGGACAAGGAGACCAAGGAGGAAACCCCAACAAGCGCCAACGGCAGCCCCCACUCCUUGGGGAUCACCCUGCGGAAUAUGGAGGACCCCAUGGUGGCUACCAUGGGCACUACCACGAUGAAGGCUACGGGCCCCCACCACCCCACUAUGAAGGCAGAAGGAUGGGCCCUCCAGUUGGGGGGCACCGACGAGGACCCAGCCGCUAUGGUCCCCAGUAUGGGCACCCCCCACCCCCACCCCCGCCACCGGAGUAUGGGCCCCACGCCGACAGCCCCGUCCUCAUGGUCUAUGGCUUGGACCAGUCCAAGAUGAAUUGCGACCGCGUGUUCAACAUCUUCUGCCUCUACGGCAACGUUGAGAAGGUGAAGUUCAUGAAGAGCAAGCCAGGAGCAGCCAUGGUGGAGAUGGCCGAUGGCUAUGCCGUGGACAGGGCCAUUACCCACCUCAACAACAACUUCAUGUUUGGGCAGAAGCUCAACGUAUGUGUCUCCAAGCAGCAGGCCAUCAUGCCUGGGCAGUCCUACGGGCUGGAGGACGGCUCCUGCAGCUACAAGGACUUCAGUGGCUCCCGCAACAACCGCUUCUCCACCCCAGAGCAGGCGGCCAAGAACCGCAUCCAGCACCCCAGCAACGUCCUGCACUUCUUCAAUGCACCCCUCGAGGUCACUGAGGACAACUUCUAUGAGAUCUGCGAUGAGCUGGGUGUGAAGCGCCCCUCCUCAGUCAAGGUCUUCUCGGGGAAGAGCGAGCGCAGCUCCUCAGGGCUGCUGGAGUGGGACUCCAAGAGCGACGCCCUCGAGACCCUCGGCUUCCUCAACCACUUCCAGAUGAAGAACCCCAAUGGGCCGUACCCCUACACGCUCAAGCUCUGCUUCUCCACUGCCCAGCACGCCUCCUAACUAGGAUGUCAACAGCGGGGGGUGCCCGCAACACCCCCAGGACCCCCCCAUCCCCUC
Pezoporus flaviventris is the source of this 1817-nucleotide messenger RNA. RefSeq names its product heterogeneous nuclear ribonucleoprotein L (gene HNRNPL). The record is from RefSeq and is a predicted model, not a curated record. Bases 39 to 1760 code for a protein of 573 amino acids. Gene Ontology annotation, biological process: regulation of RNA splicing; mRNA processing. NCBI's taxonomy places the organism in Eukaryota, Metazoa, Chordata, Aves, Psittaciformes, Psittacidae. Gene Ontology annotation, cellular component: nucleus. The transcript is spliced from 13 exons. Gene Ontology annotation, molecular function: mRNA binding.